GUCAAUCCGACAAGUGCGAAGGUUGUUUGGCUUUUUGUGCCAUGUGCGCGCUUGUGGUCGCCGCUUUUCAUUGACGAUAAUUGUGAGAAUGAGUCAUUUCAACAAGCUUCUGAGGUUUCUGAGGACCCCGCCCUGCAUCUGCAGCGUUCGGCCGAUCACUAAAGCGAGCAAUGCCGUCUCACUGCCGAGUGAUCUCAGCGAUGCACUCGAUACGGCCGAGCUCAAGCACAAGAAUCACCCCGGAGCACGAAAACGGAAGCAAGUCAAGCUUCCAGAGAAGCUGCAGGCAGCGGCCGAUACGGUUCUUGAAACACAAGACAUAAGCAAACUACGUGAGGCAGCCGUGCUUAUCCGAAACCAGCUCUGGUCUCGGCACCUGCCCAUCGAGAAUGACGAGCUCAGAUCUCGAGCUAUGAACAUCGAGAAGGAGCUCUUCGGAAACUCUCUUGACAGAAUGAGUCAAGAGGAAAGGGAUUACGUUGAAGAAGAUGUCAAAGAGAAAGUAUUUGAGAGCCUGAAGAGACGAGUCAGAUUGUGGAAGCCUAUGAAAUAUGACGAUUUCGGAGCUCGUGGCUAUCUAGUGGGGAAGCUUGCUGCUGACUACGCGGUCGUUCAUGACGUCUUUCACGAGAUUCGACAUCUCAAUCCCGCUUUUGCCCCUAGUUCUAUGAUGGACUUUGGGUCAGGUCUUGCUUCAUGCUUCUGGGCUGCAAGGAGUAUCUGGCCUAAAUACUUCCAGGAAUACUUCAGUAUCGACAUUUCAAAUGAAAUGCAUAACCUGGCAAGGCUUCUCGCAACGGGAGGAAAUCCCAGUGCACAGAUGAAGUUCCGCUCCUUUUUUCAGCGGGAAUUUCUUCCGUCCACUGAUAAGAUCACCUUUGACCUUGUGGUCAGUGCGUUCACACUCAUGGAGCUGCCGAAUGCCAUACAAAGGCUGGAAACAGUGGCCAACCUGUGGGGCAAGACUAGUGGCCUGUUGGUUCUCAUUGAAAAUGGCACACAGGCUGGACAUAGGGCCGUUGCUGAAGCCCGUGACUUCAUACUGAUGAUCAGCAAGGAUGGUGGUCAAGAGCCUGCCCAAGUUUUGGCUCCUUGUCCUCACGACCUUGACUGCCCGAGGGAGACACAGGCACUUGGAAUUCCCUGCACGUUCCAAGCACGCUACGAGGAGCCCUUCCUUACAGCCAGCAAGCACUCGGCUAUUUCAAGGUACUCUUACGUGGUCCUGCAGAGGCCUGGAGAAAUUGCCAAGGAGAGAGAGUGGGCUCGUGUAAUCCGGCCGGUUCUGCGGCGUAGCCGGCACGUGGUCUGCCGAUUCUGCUGCAAGGAUGCACAAUUAAGGGAAUUUGUGCUCAGCAAGAGGAGGCAUGGCAGGCAUGUGUACCGCUUGGCACGAUCCAGUGAGUGGGGAGACCAGCUGCCUCUGGACAUGCUGCCACCUGACGAAGAAGGAACACCACUGUGUGAUGGCUGUGAUGGAGAUGUGGACGACGACACAUUCGAUGAUGUAGAUAGCAAAUAAACCAUACCUAUGACACUGUU
Rhipicephalus sanguineus (brown dog tick) is the source of this 1542-nucleotide messenger RNA. RefSeq names its product methyltransferase-like protein 17, mitochondrial. The record is from RefSeq and is a predicted model, not a curated record. Gene Ontology annotation, cellular component: mitochondrial small ribosomal subunit. The transcript is spliced from 15 exons. Gene Ontology annotation, biological process: translation. Lineage: Eukaryota; Metazoa; Arthropoda; Arachnida; Ixodida; Ixodidae. Gene Ontology annotation, molecular function: structural constituent of ribosome; methyltransferase activity. The coding region runs from base 89 to 1522 and encodes 477 amino acids.